AUGCCUGCUGAGUUCACUUGCUGUUGGUCCUUCGUCCCUGGACUGUACCAGGCAGCCAGGAAGCACCACGACGGCGUGGGCGGCGUACCAUUCCUCCUUCGCUUUCUCGCCAACGAGUCUGCCUUGCCAGCUCACCAGCCUCCUGCCCGCCGCGCCUCAUCUCGACAUCGUCAGUUGGUCCUCAUCCGAAUAUCGCGACUGGGCCGCUCCAAGGCAGCGGCGCUUGGGGGUCGGUUGGGGCUCAGCAAGGUGGAUUGGGAGUUGGGGUUUGAAAACUUGGAAUUUGAAACUGUUAAGCCCCGUCAGGCGCCAGUCAAAGACACGGAAGAACUCAUUCGAGGCACGGGCGGCAGGUGGAAGGCGCGGCGCGCGAAGUGGCAGGCGGCACAGUCGACGGGGGGCGGCACAGUCGACGGGGGGCGGCAGUGA
Anthostomella pinea is the source of this 429-nucleotide messenger RNA. The record is from the annotation of a GenBank genome assembly. Lineage: Eukaryota; Fungi; Ascomycota; Sordariomycetes; Xylariales; Xylariaceae.